Argiope bruennichi is the source of this 1322-nucleotide messenger RNA. Its product is annotated as transcription factor HES-4-A-like. The record is from RefSeq and is a predicted model, not a curated record. Bases 176 to 979 code for a protein of 267 amino acids. Gene Ontology annotation, molecular function: DNA-binding transcription factor activity, RNA polymerase II-specific; RNA polymerase II cis-regulatory region sequence-specific DNA binding; protein dimerization activity. Gene Ontology annotation, biological process: regulation of transcription by RNA polymerase II; anterior/posterior pattern specification; regulation of neurogenesis. The transcript is spliced from 3 exons. Gene Ontology annotation, cellular component: nucleus. Lineage: Eukaryota; Metazoa; Arthropoda; Arachnida; Araneae; Araneidae.
GGCUGACCCCGCUUUGCAAUAAAACUAGAAGGCGACCCCAACAUUCCCACACUUCUGCUUUGGCACGCCAACAGAACAGUUCUCUCUCUCUGCCUCUCGUAUCUUGUGUAUCAGCCCUCGCGCUGUGUAUUGGAAUUAUACCACUUGUGGAUCGUUACUUGAUUUAACUUCAAACAUGCCUUCAGAAAAAACAGUUUCGAAAGCCAGUGAAACUCGAAGGAGUACAAAACCAAUUAUGGAAAAAAGGAGACGAGCUCGUAUAAACAACAGUUUAACGGAACUCAAAACUCUGAUGUUGGAUGCAUUAAAAAAAGAUAAUGCUCGACAUUCCAAACUUGAAAAGGCUGAUAUCCUUGAGAUGACAGUCAAGUACCUGAAAAACCUCCAACGUCAGCAGAUAACUCCUGAUCCAAAUGCCAUGUCCAAAUACAGAUCUGGAUUUGCUGAGUGCGCCAAUGAAGUCAACAGAUUUUUUUCCCGAGUGGAUUCCGGUGUUGACCAGACUGUCCGAAGCAGACUCUUGAACCACCUCGCCAACUGUCUUACUGGCAUGAACAAUCCAGCUCCACUCCCACCAGUCCAUGUCCAGGUUGGACAACCUAGUGAAACUGAUGUCAACAACAGAUUGUUCCAAGGAGUCCAGUUGGUACCCACAAGGCUGCCUAAUGGAGACAUCGCUUUGUUGUUACCUGCCAACGUAUCUGUUUACGCUCCUUCAACCGUACCAAUCAGUCCAGCCAGUUCCACAUCAUCGGUAUCAUCACCCAUGUCAAUAACAUCGUCGCCAAGUCCUGUCAAUGUUUUGGGAUCAUCUGGAAUUCUUAGUCCUGCCUCCAGUGACCGUUGCAGUCCAAGUCCAGUCAACAUGCACCAUACGUCACCAGCACCUGUCCAGCCAUCUCAUUGCCCAGUGAUUGUGCAACCUUCCAAUUACCAACAACAAAAGAUGGAAUCAAAGUCUGUUUGGAGACCUUUCUAAAUGGUUUCGACCUACCUACUUAGACUCUAGAUCCCUAGGCUAGGACUCUUAGCCUCUCCUGAACAUGUAUAAUAAUCAAGACUAAGGACUAAAAGUGAUCUCUGUGGAUCUUUGGACUAUUUCUUAAAAUUAAAAUGGACAUUAACGCACACUUGUAAGUUACCUUGUUCUGUGAAUGAGGUAAUUUGCUUCAAGAAGAGCUUGUAUUUACCAUAUUGGCAUUAUGUGCCUUGUUGACUGUGAUAUCUUUCAAAGUUGUAUGCUUGCAUACAAAAACAAAACUGUUUCAUAGAUAAUGAAACCAUACAUGAUCUAUUAAAAAGAAAUUUAUUUUUAACUUUAA